AUGUCGGCCCUGGCCCCUAGCGUGCUGCGGAACGGGCUCUGGCAGCCAGAAAGGAAGGCUUGCUGCAGCAUGUCGAGGCCACUGUCCUCUCCCUUCCCUUCCUCACUCAUCCUGCCCGCCACAGCCGGCAGAACGGGGGCGACAGUGAGAGCCGUUUCAGCGGACCUGGUGCUGCAGUCUCUCCACAAGUUUUACCUAGCUUUCGAGAACUCUCUGCAUCUUGACUACAUCACAGAGAAGCUGUCCUGGAGAUCCUCCUGGAGGAGGCCUCCUGGGGGCCUGCACCAUACCGUGGUGCUGGGUCCGAGCAGGAGGAACCACAAGAAAUUCCUGCCUCCCGAUGCCUUCUUCCACAUCAGUGACUUCCAGAGCCCCAAGGAACUGGCCCAGUACCUGCUGCCGCUGGACAAGGACCACACCCUCUACCUCGGCUACUUCUGCUCACGGGAGACCCUGCGGCCUCCAUCCUUCAGCAGGGCCCUGAUGUUCUGCAGCUGCUGGCGGCUGCAGGAGGAUUCCCCCUACCCGGCGGUGCCCAGCGCAGCCUCCUGGUUCACGUGAGCUGGCCAGCCUGGGGUGUGGGCUGCUCCAGACACACCUGCUGGGGACCUCACUGCCAGGGUGGUGGCUCACUGAUUGCUGGGGAGCUCACUGAGCUGGGGCUUCCCUUACUGAGCACCUGUGUGGCCAGGAGAUCAGCUCUAAGGGAUCCUACCUCCCAGGAGCCUCACCUCCGGGGGUCUCACCUGCUGGGGACCUCGGUUGUUGGGGACCUCGCCUGCCUGGGGACUCACCGGCCAGAGGAGGGGCAUCCCCACCUGCUGGGAAUCUCACGUGCUGGGAUCUCAUUUACCUGGGACUUCACCCACCCGCACUAUGCUGCCAGGACAUCGGCUCUAGGGACCUUACCUGCCAGGGGCCUCACCUCCUGAGGGGCCUCACCUUCUGGGAACCUCGGCGGUUGGGGACGUCACCCGCUGGGGAUCUGAAACAGGUCAUCUAGCCUCACGGGGACUCACUUGCUAGGAGCCUCACUGAACUGGGGUGUCACCUGCUGCACCCCUCACCCACUAAAACUCCCCUUGGGGUCCCACUCACUGGUGAGGGGUCUGCUAGAUUUGCUUGUGGUUAUCAUUGCUGUUGCUCACUGCCUGCAGGGCAUGCGGAGGGACGAUACUGGCACCAUUCUCCGGAUGGGAAUGCUCCGAGGAAAACCGAUGUCUUCUCCCUUAUUUUAGAACAGCGGU
This is a messenger RNA of Zalophus californianus (California sea lion), 1247 nucleotides long. RefSeq names its product 4-galactosyl-N-acetylglucosaminide 3-alpha-L-fucosyltransferase FUT5-like. Lineage: Eukaryota; Metazoa; Chordata; Mammalia; Carnivora; Otariidae. Gene Ontology annotation, cellular component: membrane. Gene Ontology annotation, molecular function: alpha-(1->3)-fucosyltransferase activity. The record is from RefSeq and is a predicted model, not a curated record.